This is a messenger RNA of Daphnia carinata, 1958 nucleotides long. It is a transcript of the gene Irbp, whose product is annotated as X-ray repair cross-complementing protein 6-like. The record is from RefSeq and is a predicted model, not a curated record. NCBI's taxonomy places the organism in Eukaryota, Metazoa, Arthropoda, Branchiopoda, Diplostraca, Daphniidae. Gene Ontology annotation, biological process: telomere maintenance; cellular response to gamma radiation; double-strand break repair via nonhomologous end joining. The transcript has 8 exons. Bases 67 to 1887 code for a protein of 606 amino acids. Gene Ontology annotation, molecular function: telomeric repeat DNA binding; DNA helicase activity; double-stranded DNA binding. Gene Ontology annotation, cellular component: Ku70:Ku80 complex; nucleus.
CUUUACAGAUACAAUACUUAUUGAAAUCCUUUAUGCUUUUGGUUGUGUGACGUGCAAUUUGUCAUAAUGGAUGACCGUGAUAAUCCGGAUGAGACUGACGAUACGUUUGACGGAAGAGACGCAACUAUCUUUUUAGUGGAUGCAUCGACUCCAAUGUUCGAGAAAACUUCUCCAUCUGCUGAUGGCAUAGAAGCUAAAGAUGAUUGCCCCUUCAUUCUAGCAAUCAGGUGUGCCUUCAAUACUUUGCGAAACAAAAUUUUUACUGCUCCUCAUGACUCUGUUGCCAUUGUUCUAUUUGGAACUAAAAAAACAAAACCAAAUGAAAAAUAUGGAGUGUAUUCCAACACAUAUCUGUUGCAAGAUUUGCAAAAACCUGACUGUAAUGCUAUCAUACAGUUAGAUGACAUGCUGAAUAAGGAUGGUGGGAUUGAUGAAUAUGUAUAUGCAGAAGAUCAACAGUCCAUCUCUUUGGCAGAUGCUCUAUGGCUGUGCAGCUCAAUAUUUUCAAAACAUAAAUCAAAGAAGGAUAACAAACAGAUUUUCUUGUUUACCAAUAAUGAUGAGCCACACUCAAAAUUUUCCAACAAGCAAAAACAAGCAGAAAAACGGAUUGGAGACCUUCAGGAUGGUAACGUCACGAUAUUCCUUUUCCCGAUCGGAGAAGCAUUUGACACCUCUAAGGUUUAUCAGGAGUUGCUGCUGUCGAAUGAGAAUGGCAGUAUUCUCUCUGGCAGCAUGACAGCUGAUGAACUGCUUUCAAAAACAUGUCGAAAAGGCCAGAAGAAAAGGCCUGUUGCAAAUUUGGUCUUUAAUCUUGAUUCUAACACAAAGUUUGCAGUCAAGCUGUACAAUUUAAUAAGACCCGCCCCCACACCCAAACGUAUGCAAUUGGAUAAGAGAACAAACGAAAUAGUGAAAUCAGUUACUACCAAAUUUAAUGCUGAAACGGCUGAGACGCUUUUACCAAGUGAGCUAAUGAAGUGUACGACUGUGUGCGGUGAAAAAGUUCGUUUGGACAAAAAUGACCUAACAAGCUUAAAAUCGAAGUUUGCAGUUGGAUUCACAUUGCUUGGGUUCAAGCCUAUUGAGAAACUCAAAUUUCAUUUGUACCUAAGCCCUGCCAGUUUCAUUUAUCCUGAUGAAGACCUAAUCAAAGGAAGUCGCGUUCUAUUUGGAGUUUUGAUGGAUCGGUGUCGAAUAAGAGGCUUUACUCCGUUGUGCAUUUUGAAAAGCACAGCAGCGACAAAACCUCGCAUUGUAGCUUUGUUGCCUCAUGCCGAAGAAGAUCCAGAACAGCCAUCGGUGUUCGGUUUUCACGUAAUAUAUUUACCAUUCCUAAAUGAUGUUCGGAAAUUCAAUUAUGGCGACUUGGUGGGAUCCACGCCUGUACUGAAAGAAGAUCGCAAAUACAUAACAGAAGUAUGGAGAGCUGACAGAGACCAGAUAGAUGCGGCGGUGGCGAUUGUAAAAAAGUUGUCAAGUAAAACAAGUUAUACUCCAGCGCAAUUCGAAGAUCCUGCUCUUCAUACUAAAUGGAAUACCUUGGAAGGAUUGGCGCUGGGUCGGGAAGAUGUUGAAAGCGUCGAUGAUUUGGCGUUACCAGAUUGCGAUUGCAUAGACAGAAGACUUGGCCAACGAUCAACAAUAUUUAACGAUCUUGUUUUGCCUCUUGGCUAUCAACCGCAACACUCGCAACCCUCGGCUUUGACACCGAGAGACCCACAACACGAAGCUACUGUUGAAGAUGCUGCGAGGAAUGGAUGGCUUGAUAAACUGAAGGUUGACAUCCUAAAAGGUUAUCUUUCGAAUCAAGGAGUACAUGGUGUAAGUAAAAUGAAAAAAGCUGAGUGCGUACAAAACAUUAAGAUACACCUGAAUUUGAAAUGAACUUCAGUCUCCCUUGUAUGAAGAUAUUCCAUAUUGAAAGUGAAAUUACAUGAUUAUAAUUUAGCAAUCAA